Monomorium pharaonis (pharaoh ant) is the source of this 4750-nucleotide messenger RNA. RefSeq lists its product as uncharacterized. The record is from RefSeq and is a predicted model, not a curated record. Bases 1383 to 3194 code for a protein of 603 amino acids. NCBI's taxonomy places the organism in Eukaryota, Metazoa, Arthropoda, Insecta, Hymenoptera, Formicidae. The transcript has 3 exons.
UAUUUUAUAUUAUGUAUAUUAUAAAUUUUGAAUACUUUAGUAAUAGCCGCAUAAAUAUCGGAAUGCAACUUAUAUUGUAGAAUGCUGUAUAAAAAGUAGAAACUGAUAAAAGUUCCAUAAUUAUACUUAUCAAAAAUUAUUUUUUAUCUAUCAAAGGUAUAAUAAUAUCAAUUUCUUUAUUUUGUUUUACUUCCAGAUUGGUCGAUGUUAUUUUGACUCCUUGAUUAACAUCUACAGUAAUAUUUCAUUAUAUAAAAAUAUAUCAUUAAUAAUGAAACAUCUUAAACAAUCCAUAGACACUAAUUUUUGUAGCCGUCGUGCUUUUCGCCACAUUUCUUCUCGUCAACGUCAACGAAUUGUAGCUGAGUUGACACGUAAUCGCGUCGAAGCAUCAAAUAAUUCAUUAUGCAGUUGUAACAAAACUCUCGAACUUAAGGAUUCUGUUAAUCAUUUUAUUCCAAUUAACAAUUCAGUAACUAAAGAACAGUCGGAUGAUUCAAAUUUAGAGUUAAACUCUAAUGUAAUUAAUUUAGAAGUUCAGAAUGUUUUAAGUGAGAAUGAAGAAAGUUUUUUAGAUACUAGUACAACCUAUGUUAGUGACAAUGAUGAAUACAAUGAAUAUGAGGAUAAUGUAGUAAACUAUGCAUCUACAUUCACUGAAAAACUUGCAACUUGUUUUAUACAAAGUGGUAUUAAUCAUGUACAAGGAAAUAUGAUUUUAAACACGUUACGCUGCCAUAAUUGUUUCUCAAAUCUCCCGAAAGAUGUAAGAACUUUAUUAAAACUCUUCGCAAAUCCAUUAUAUUAAGAAAUGUUCCUCCUGGCGAAUAUCUUCAUAUAGGUUUUGUAGCAGGAAUAACCAACAGUCUUUGGAAUGUUUCACGAGCUAUGAUUCCUCAAAGUUUAGAAAUAGACUUUAGUACCGAUGGUGCUAUCUUAGACAAGUCAGGUCAAAUCCAAAUUUGGCCAAUCCAAUGUAAAAUUGCCAACAUUUCCGGUAGUAUGCCCGAAAUUAUCGGUAUUUAUCGAGGAAAACGUAAACCUUUUAGUGCUUUCGAGUUUUUUAAAGACUUUAUUGAUGAAGUGAAUUUAGUGAUCACAGAGGGGGGAAUAAUGUUUGAAGGUAAUAGAUUAUCUAUUGUUCUCAGAUGCUUCAUAGCCGAUGCUCCAGCCCGAGCAUUUGUUCUAAAUCACAAAGGUCAUACAUCUUUCCAUCCAUGUUCGAAAUGUAAAGUGUCCGGCGAAUUUUAUGAGCGACGACCUGUAUUUCUCGGAAUUGAUCAUAUUGUUCGUACAGAUGAAGAAUAUGCUAAACGACAGGAUAAAGAUCAUUAUAAACAAGGAAACUCUCCACUAUCACACCUUCCAAUUGAUUGGAUAAAAUGAAACGAACAAUGCGAAAUAUAAAGCAGCCAACGCGUUUUGCAGAUAUGGUUCCAUUUGACACCUCCUCAUCUGAGAACGAGCCACCUAUCAAUCGAAGGCGUUUGUUAAAUGAUUCAGGAUCUAUUAAAGAUGAUAUUGAACAACUCAAAUCAACAUUGACUACUUGUUCUAAAAAAGAACGACCGAAACAAGAUAAACAUGUCCGAAACACAUUCACGUCAAAACACUCUUUCUCACAACCUUUACUAAAAAAGAAUACCUUCUCUCAUAAGAAAUUUCCUUUAACUAAUAAAUCAUUUUCACAAGAGAACCAUUCUCUAAUUCCACAUUCUCCAUCUGUCUGUGCUGUUAAUGUAGAGUCACGCAAUCAACGCUCUGUGCAUCCACAUUCAUCACCAAAUCGUACUACCCAUGUAUACAGGAACUGCUCUGUAACUCCGCAGUCUCCAUCUAGCAAUACUGCCCACGUAGAUUCUCGCAGUAAGCGUUCUCUGAGUCCACAAUUAUUACUCGACCACAUUACCCAUAUAGAUUCUGACAGCAAUCACUCAGUGACUUCACAUUCACCACUAAAUCAUACUACCUAUGUAGAUGUUCACAGGAACCGUUCUGUAACUCCACAUUCUCCAUCUGACCAUACUGCCCACGUAGAUUCUCGCAGUAAGCGUUCUCUGAGUCCACAGUUAUUACCCGACCAUAUUACUCAUAUAGAUUCUGAAAGCAAUCAUUCAGUGACUUCACAUUCAUCACCAAAUCAUACUACCUAUGUAGAUGUUUACAGGAACCGUUCUGUAACUCCACAUUCUCCAUCUGGCCAUACUGUCCACGUAGAUUCUCACAGUAAGCGCUUUCUAAGUCCACAUUCAUCACCCAAUCGCAUUACUCAGAUAGAUUAUCACACCAAUCGCUCAGUGACUCCACAUUCUUCACCUGCCCGCACUUCCCAACUAGAUUCUCAUAGUAAUCGCUCUUUGAAUUCACAUUCAUCACAGGACCGCAUUGCCCAAAUAGAUUCUCAAAGCAGUUGCUCAGAAACUCAACAAUUGUCAACAAACCGUAUUGCUCAUGCAGAGUCUCACAUUAACCGUUCUCCCUCUCUUUUAUUUGUUCAACGUAAAUACCAAACAUCACACUAUUACUCUAAUAAGCAUUCCACUCAUUCAUCUGUACAAACAAAACAUAUAAGUGAUUUAGACUCUCACCAUAAUCACAAACGAUCCAUUUGUCAUGACAAAUUCUCUGCACACGACCACCAGUUAUGCGGAAGUGAUUUAAAAACUUGUAUCCACAAAAAUACGAACAAUAUUUCACGUCCGUUACAAUGUACAAUAUCAUCAAAAAAUUCAUUAAACGAUGAUCUGUCUCUAAUUCGAAGCGAUAUUUGGUAUGAAGAAUAUAUAAGUUUGAAGAUACACAUACAUACAUACUGUAACCGCCGCUCGCGAGCGACGGCCAACUUCGCCUCAGCCCCUGGUCGCGGCCCUGAGCCGCCCGGGUGUCGGGGCGACUAUCUUCGCGAAAUUUCCCGACGUCACACUAAGUUGGGCGCCAGGUACGUUAAGCGUACCACUUUGUGUGAACCAACUCGCAAACAAAUGUUACAAUACUUGAAUCUCGGGAAAGACGGGCGCACGCUAGGCGACCGGGGCGUUAGCGGCUCCGAGAUCCAGCUGCUCAGCCCUCAAAUGGCAGAGGGGGAGGUUGGGUGCGGGCGGAUGGAAUCGGGAAGGCGAGAGAAUUACAUACACGACACAAAUGUAACAGAAAAAGUAACAGUUGUAUUUGACCGUAAGAAUUACAGUAGAUGACGACUCUGCGGAGCGGUGGCGGCUCGCGCGCGUUACCAGCUGACAUCCGCUGGGUAUCAAAUGGUGCGAGAACGGUAUAUUGAACGAGCGGGUUAUGAUGCGUACGCGGGAACUCUCCGACUUGUCUUACGCUUAACCCGGCGUCGCUGGAGGACGCCGACUCCCGCCAGGAUGACCUCGCCAAGGGCGAACGGGACGGAUCGCAACUCCGAGCCCGCGCGACACGCGACGGACUCGUGUUCUCCCGUGCUCCCACGAUUCUUGCGAAGGAUAAGCGCGACAAUUAUUAAUUAUUUGCCAGUCCGGUGGUAUGAGACGAUUGCGUCGAUAAUAAUCAGAGUACGCUCACCGAAGAACUCGCAAUAACAAUGCGAUCGACCAAAUUAUACAACAAUAACGACUGAAUUCUUAUACGACGCGACAAGAUACAGCACGGGAAUAACCCGCGACACGACGACCGGACGAAACGACAAUUGACUCGGCUGCGGAUCGGGACGCACACGCAACGCGAAACUAUCAUGAAAUACACAGCACGCAGCGAAAUCACGCGGACGGGCGCGAUCGGGCGAGACGACGAGGCCCCGUUGAAUCCGCGAGCUCGGGAUUCUCAUAAACACGCCGAAAGAUUUUGCGAUAAGUACGCGAUUUCCUCGCGGCUCGCCCAACCCGCGAAAUCGGUGGCUUUACAGUAUGUGUGACGCUCGUCUCACCACUUCGCCUCUCUCCUGCUGGCCUCCUCCGGGUCGGGAUGACUUUCGUCCCUACGUCCUUCCUUACAACUUGGCUCGGGAACUCGGGACACACACACAGUUUUUAUCUCUACGUCCGCAGCACGAGUGAGGAAUCCUGGAUCUCGCGGGAGCCGCUCGGCGGCGCGCCCUACCCUGCCUCCGGCGCUAUAGGCCCUUAUUGGCUGAUUUCGCGAAAAUCGAUUUUCGCGCAGAGCGCGGUGCCCACGCUGUCGCCGGCUGAUCGAUCCACGCACGGCGGUCGAUGAUUAUGGGCCCCGGGCACGGGAAUCCUGGCGCUUUCUCGCGCGCCCGACUCUUUUCUCCUCGCCCGGCGUAUCCUCCGCCAUCGGGGCGUCAUUUCCUCCUCGACGGGGCGUCGGCGUAUCUUGAGUUGUCGUGAUUCUUCCGCCGGACUUCCCGCGGUAUCGGGUCUGCAAUUGCCCCGUCGGGAUGUCGGCAUCGCGCGCCGUCGCUGGGUCCUGAAAGCGUGAUUCAGCGGCAGUAUCGGAAUUCUUACAUGGCACAAACGGUAGGCAAGAUAAGGGCGGCAUUACCUGCGGACCCCCGCUUAAAAGGGUCUUCUUUGACUCCCUCGUUGCCCGUUCCUCUGCAAUCUCCGGGAAGAUUUUCCGUUGAGACGAGACGUCCGACAACUACAACGAGAUCUUCAUAGCCACCGAUCUCCGCCGCACCCGCGGUAUAACGCUCGCAAAAAUCUUAACAAGUAAUUAGAUGGACAGCACGUGGGACGUCACACACACAAAGUACAAGAGAAUACGCUUUUGCGUCCGCUCCCGAGCGGGAGGACGCAGGGCCCGCGGGAUG